AUGGAAGUGGCUCACUCAAAAGAAGACAUAUCAGUCUCUCAACGAAAAUAUACUCUGGACUUACUAAAGGAAACAGGCAUGACUGAGUGUAAACCUAUUGACACACCAGUAGAGUAUAAUGCAAAGCUCAGUGAUAAGAAUGAUAGAGUUCCUAUUAAUAAAGAAAGAUAUCAACGAUUAGUUGGGAAGUUGAUCUACUUGUGUCACGCAAGACCUGAUAUUUCUUAUGCAGUAGGUAUUUCCAGUCAGUUUAUGCAAGCUCCAUAUGAGGAUCAUAUGACAGCAGUUGAACAUAUUCUUCGGUACUUGAAAGGAACCCCUGGAAAAGGUCUAAUGUUCAGGAAGACCGAAAAACGAUCUGUUGAAGCCUACACUAAUUUUGACUGGGCAGGGUCUGUUGUUGAUAGAAAAUCAAUGUCUGGGUACUAUACGUUUGUAUGGGGUAAUCUUGUCACCUGGAGAAGUAAGAAACAAGGAGUUGUUGCUAGAAGUAGUGCUGAGGCUGAGUAUAGGGUCAUGCAUCUAGGGAUUUAUGAAGAAUUUUGGUUGAAGAAAGUAUUAUCAGAUCUCCAGUAA
This is a messenger RNA of Benincasa hispida (wax gourd), 576 nucleotides long. The record is from RefSeq and is a predicted model, not a curated record. NCBI's taxonomy places the organism in Eukaryota, Viridiplantae, Streptophyta, Magnoliopsida, Cucurbitales, Cucurbitaceae.